UUUCCACAACGAGACAAAAUUCAAAGAUUGAAUAUAUAUAUAUUCUUAUCUCUGCUACUCACUUCCCAUUUCUUAUCUUAAAGUGGGAAUCUGGCGAUGGAUUAUUUCCAUUCAGUCACAGCAAUUCCAACUGUUGCAAUCAUUGCCUUUCCACUACUGUUUCUUUUCUCUUUCCUAUGGAUCUCAAGAAGAAACAAAAACUCGAAGAAAACAGCACCAGAAGCUGGUGGAGCAUGGCCUAUUAUUGGUCAUCUGCGCCUCUUAGGAGGGCCACAACCACCUCACAUAAGCUUGGCUAACAUGGCUGACAAAUAUGGAAGAAUGUUCGCUAUCAAGUUGGGUGUGCAUAGAGCUUUGGUGGUGAGCGAUUGGGAGAUUGCUAAAGAAUGUCUCACCACAAAUGAUAAAGCGUUUGCCUCUCGUCCAAAACUUGCAAGCUCGGAACUUUUGGCUUACAACAGAGCCAUGUUUGGCUUUGCACCGUAUGGACCUUAUUGGCGUCAUAUGCGCAAGAUAGCCACUAUUGAGCUCCUCUCCAAUCACCGACUCGAAUUACUUAAACAUGUAAGGGAAUCCGAGGUGAAGACAUCUCUGCAACAGUUGUACCAGCUGUGGAACAAGAAGAGAAUUGCUAACUCUGAUAAAGUAUUGGUAGAGAUGAAGGGAUGGUUCAAAGAAGUUACUCUGAACGUGAUUAUGAGGAUGAUUGUAGGGAAGCGAAUUCCAAAUUCCAGCGAAGGAGUUGAACAGUUGAAAUGGAAGAAGUCGAUGGAUGACUUCAUUGUACUAAGUGGAAAGUUCUUAAUAUCAGAUGCUUUGCCGUUUCUGAGAUGGUUGGACAUAUGUGGAGACAUGAAGUGCAUGAAGAAGACAGGGAAAGAAUUGGACCAAGUUGUGCAGGGAUGGCUACGAGAGCACAAGCAGAAAAGAGCUGAAAAUAAGGCAAAUGGUGAGGAAGAUUUCAUGGGAGUGAUGCUGUCUAUUCUCAGUGAUCGGGAGGAACACCAUGCUGAUACAAUCAACAAAGCCACUUGUCUCAGCCUUGUCUUAGCCGCGGAGGAUAGCACAUCAAUCACAUUGACAUGGGUCUUAUCUCUGCUACUCAAUAAUCGUGACAAAUUGAGUAAAGUCCAACAAGAACUAAAUGUUCACGUUGGUAAGGAUAGAUUACUUGUGACCGAAUCAGACACAAAAAACUUAGUGUACCUUCAAUCUAUCAUUAAGGAAACUCUACGCUUAUACCCUCCUGCUCCACUCUCCGUGAUCCAUGAAGCCAUGGAAGAUUGCACGGUUAAUGGAUACCAUGUUUCAGCUGGCACCUGGCUUAUUAUGAAUCUUUAUAAGAUUCAUCAUGAUCCACUUAUAUGGGCAAACCCUUUUGAAUUUCAACCUGAAAGAUUUAUGACUACUCACAAAGACAUUGAUGUGAGAGGACAGAAUUUUGAACUGAUUCCAUUUGGAAGUGGUAGAAGAAUGUGCCCUGGAGUUUCAUUUGCACUUCAAAUUUUGCUUUUUACACUAGCUAAUGUAUUGCAUUGGUUUGAGUUUGAGACUCCGUCAAACGAAGCUGUCGAUAUGAGUGAAGCACUUGGGUUAACGAAUUCUAAAGCAACUCCAUUAGAAGUUCAUAUAACUCCUCGCCUUCCUGUUUUUGUUUACGAUACCACUAACUAAUUGGUAUUAUAAUUUUAUUAUAAUAAAAUGAGUAGAAUUCAAUAAAUUUCGUACCAUAAUUGUCAUGUAAUUGUAUCAUAUGCAAGGUUUUUUUAUCCAAUUAAAUAUGUGAACUUAUCUUUAAA
Gossypium raimondii (Peruvian cotton) is the source of this 1799-nucleotide messenger RNA. Its product is annotated as cytochrome P450 CYP82D47. Gene Ontology annotation, biological process: defense response to other organism. Gene Ontology annotation, molecular function: oxidoreductase activity, acting on paired donors, with incorporation or reduction of molecular oxygen; heme binding; iron ion binding. Lineage: Eukaryota; Viridiplantae; Streptophyta; Magnoliopsida; Malvales; Malvaceae. The coding region runs from base 97 to 1674 and encodes 525 amino acids. The record is from RefSeq and is a predicted model, not a curated record. The transcript is spliced from 2 exons.